Molecule: messenger RNA, 757 nt
Organism: Rhododendron vialii
Lineage: Eukaryota; Viridiplantae; Streptophyta; Magnoliopsida; Ericales; Ericaceae
Product: proline-rich extensin-like protein EPR1
Exons: 2
Coding region: 63-506 (147 amino acids)
Source: RefSeq, a predicted model, not a curated record
CGGCCCAUUUGACACCUCUAUGUAUAUAUACAACUUAAGUGUACUGUCUUGUGUGUCUUCAAAUGCAGAGGAAAAUGAAGACACCCGUGAGUAAAGCUUUCCUUCUUGUUCUUCUCUUUGCUUUUCUAGGAUCUGAGGCAAGAAUUCUGCCAGAAAUACAACUUGACAUAUUGAUUCAGUUUGUCCCAACAGUCUCAUCUCUACCCUCAUCACCACCUAGUCAAGAAACAACACCAACCGACGAUUACGGAAGGCACGGGAGGCCGCAACCGCCCUCGCCAACGUCACCUUCAGCUCCGUCGCCAAUCAAAGAGGUACUACCAAGGCCAUUGCUUAAUGCUAAAACAACUACUUACGGAAGGCCCUCGAAUCCACCACCUCCGUCUCCAAGAGAGGCACCACCAACCGACGAGGUAUCUGUAACGAUGACCGAUUGUGUCUGGGCAGCCAGUACUGGACUGGGGCUUGAAAUUUCAACACCAAAUCCCAGCUUGGCCUCAACCUGAACGGAUUUCUACUCAUUGGAGUCAAAGGCAUAUAUUGCUUGUGGUAUAAAAAAGGAGGACGUACUUCAGUUGAAACAGUAUUAGUAGUUGUGGCAGGAAACAGAAUAUGUGGAUUAGGUGUAAAAUUAUCAGAAAGGGAGUGAGCUUUCUAGUUCAUAGAGGCAAUAUUGUAAGAGGUAAUGUAAACUAUUGUACCAGUACUUUUUGAAUGGCUUGAAAAACCACUGGCCUUGUAGGCCUGUAUUGAAAGA